AUGGGAAGUCCCUUCCAAGCCCCCCUCUUCCUGGUUUUAUGCAUCUUUAUCCAGUCAAGUGCCUGCGGACAAGGCUUGGGAACAGAGCCAUUUGGAAGAAGUUAUGGAGCUACUGACAUAAGGAAACCAUUACAGAAGACAGAGACCAGAUUCCUGCUCUUCAAAAGUGAAAGUGAUCGCCUAGGCUGUCAGCUCCAAGUCCAGCACCCAGAAACGCUGCAAGAGUGUGGCUUCAACACCUCCCAGCCGCUGGUCAUGAUCAUCCACGGGUGGUCGGGCUCAGAAAGAGCUACCUUGGGGAAAAAUUCAGACAGUGAUUCUCAGAUGGAUGGCUUGCUAGAAACUUGGAUCUGGAAGCUAGUGGGUGCACUGAAGUCCCGACAGUCCCAGCCGGUGAACGUAGGGUUUGUGGAUUGGAUCUCCCUGGCACACCAACACUACGCUGUCGCUGUCCGCAACGCCCGUGUUGUAGGCCAGGAGGUGGCUGCUCUUCUCCUGUGGCUGGAGGAAUCUGUGAAGUUUCCUCAGAGCAAAGUUCACCUAAUCGGCUACAGCCUGGGAGCGCAUGUCUCGGGAUUCGCAGGCAGCUCCAUGGGUAGAAAGCACAAGAUUGGAAGAAUCACAGGGCUGGACCCCGCAGGCCCUUUGUUUGAGGGCACUUCCCCCAGCGACCGUCUUUCUCCAGAUGAUGCCAGUUUUGUGGACGCCAUUCACACCUUUACCCAGAGGCGCAUGGGCCUGAGUGUGGGCAUCCAACAGCCCAUUGCCCACUAUGACUUCUACCCCAAUGGCGGCACCUUCCAGCCCGGCUGCCACUUCCUGGAGCUCUACAAACACAUUGCAGAGCAUGGCUUAAAUGCCAUAACCCAGACCAUCAAAUGUGCCCAUGAGCGCUCGGUGCACCUCUUCAUUGACUCCUUGCGACACAGUGAUCUGCAGAGCACAGGCUUCCAGUGCAGUGACAUGGACAGCUUCCGCCAGGGCCUGUGUCUGAGCUGCAAGAAGGGCCGUUGCAACACUCUGGGCUAUGACAUCCGCAGGGACUGGUCAGGCAAGAGCAAGAAGCUCUUCCUCAUUACCCGAGCCCAGGCCCCCUUCAGAGUUUAUCAUUACCAGUUCAUGAUCCAGUUCAUCAACCAAAUUGAGAAGCCAGCAGAGCUCACUUUUACCAUGUCACUUCUGGGAACAAAAGAAGAAACGAAGAAGAUUCCCAUCACACUGGGUGAAGGAAUUACCAGCAAUAAAACCUACUCCCUCCUUAUCACGCUGGACAAAGACAUCGGCGAGUUGAUCGCGAUCAAGUUCAAGUGGGAAAGCAGUGCGGUGUGGGCCAAUGUCUGGAACACGGUGCAGACCAUCAUGCCAUGGGGCAUAACACCUCACAACUCGGGCCUCCUUCUGAAGACCAUCUGGGUCAAAGCUGGAGAGACACAGCAAAGAAUGACAUUUUGCCCUGAAAAUGUGGACGAUCUACAGCUUCACCCCACCCAGGAGAAAGUCUUGGUGAAGUGCGAAGUGAACUCAAAAAGACUGAAGCGAAAGAGUAGAUGA
Messenger RNA from Peromyscus eremicus (cactus mouse), 1551 nucleotides. RefSeq names its product lipase C, hepatic type (gene Lipc). Lineage: Eukaryota; Metazoa; Chordata; Mammalia; Rodentia; Cricetidae. Gene Ontology annotation, biological process: lipid metabolic process. The transcript has 10 exons. Bases 1 to 1551 code for a protein of 516 amino acids. Gene Ontology annotation, molecular function: triacylglycerol lipase activity; apolipoprotein binding. The record is from RefSeq and is a predicted model, not a curated record.